AUGUCGACUAUUGAGACUGUGAACUUGGAGGAGACGACGCCAAUCAUCCCUAAGACCUGCAAGGCUGGAGUGGUCGUAAAUUCUGGCCCUGACUUUAGCAUUGAGGUUCAAGAUGUACCUGUGCCUGAGAUUGGACCUGAGGACGUGCUCAUCAAACUUAAUGUCACCGGUCUAUGCAUGUCUGACGUUCACUUCAUGAUGGAAGACUGGGGCAUGCCACCCAUGUCCCAAUUUGGCACCAAGUGUGCCGGCCACGAAGGCGCAGGCGUCAUCGUCAAGGUUGGAGAAAGAGUCAGGAAUCUCAAGGUUGGGCAAAGAGCAGGACUCAAACCCAUCCAAGAUGUCUGCCACACAUGCGAAUACUGCAAGUCUGGUAGGGAAACAUACUGUCUUGGUGUCGUAAUGACUGGUCUCCACAUUGAUGGCUCUUACAAGCAGUACAUCGUUUCUCCUGAACGCUACACUUCGCUCAUCCCUGACGCUGUUCCGGAUGAGAUCGCUGGGCCCAUCAUGUGCUCUGGUAGCACUGCAUACACAUCCAUCAAGGAGUCCGGUCUUCGCCCUGGCCAAUGGGCCGUCUUCCCUGGUGGCGGCGGUGGUGUCGGUAUGCAGGCUGUUCAACUGGCUAUUGCCAUGGGUCUCCGAGCUAUCGUCGUCGAUACUGGAGCCGAGAGAAAAGAUGCAUGCCUGAAGUUUGGCGCAGACGAGUUCAUCGAUUUCAAGGAGGUCGAGAAUCCUGUCGAAAAAGUUUUGGAAGUCACUGGUGGUGGCGCUCAUGCCGUUUUUGUGACUGCUGUUCAAGCAUACCCUACCGCACAAGGUUACCUUGGUCAUAGAGCGGGUGCUCAAGUCAUGUGCAUCGGGUUGCCACCUGCCGGCAAGUACAACAUGGAUGUCAACCCAUCAACUCUUGCCUUCCGCAACCAGUCCGUCAAGGGCACACUCGUCGCUGGCAUGGCUGAUGUGGACGAGACGAUGGACUUUGCUCGCCGAGGAAAACUUCGUCUUGAGCCCACGGUCGUUGGUCUUUCGAAGUUCAACGAGUCUGUGCAGAAGUUGAAGAACGGACAAGUCGCUGGUCGAAUUGUCGUCGAUUUUAACAAGGAGUGA
Aureobasidium melanogenum CBS 110374 is the source of this 1110-nucleotide messenger RNA. RefSeq names its product alcohol dehydrogenase. The coding region runs from base 1 to 1110 and encodes 369 amino acids. Lineage: Eukaryota; Fungi; Ascomycota; Dothideomycetes; Dothideales; Saccotheciaceae. The transcript is spliced from 7 exons. Gene Ontology annotation, molecular function: zinc ion binding; oxidoreductase activity. The record is from RefSeq and is a predicted model, not a curated record.